Racocetra fulgida is the source of this 203-nucleotide messenger RNA. Lineage: Eukaryota; Fungi; Glomeromycota; Glomeromycetes; Diversisporales; Gigasporaceae. The record is from the annotation of a GenBank genome assembly.
CAUUCACCUGAAAAGUUUGUAUAAUCUAGGGAGGUUUGAUUAUUUUGAUGACAAUGAAAGUUUGGUAUCAGAGGAAAAUAUAUCUGUCCACUCUUUAUACAAUGCUAUGUUGCGCCUGCAUAAGAUUUACGCAGGGUAUUUCCGUCAUUUUGUUAUUGUUCAAGAUGAAUCCGAAGUAGAUGAAUCAAAUAUUCAAAUACCUG